This is a messenger RNA of Nematolebias whitei (Rio pearlfish), 1349 nucleotides long. RefSeq names its product sialic acid synthase. NCBI's taxonomy places the organism in Eukaryota, Metazoa, Chordata, Actinopteri, Cyprinodontiformes, Rivulidae. The record is from RefSeq and is a predicted model, not a curated record. Gene Ontology annotation, molecular function: N-acylneuraminate-9-phosphate synthase activity. The transcript is spliced from 6 exons. Gene Ontology annotation, biological process: carbohydrate biosynthetic process. Bases 121 to 1200 code for a protein of 359 amino acids.
UAAGGGACACGUCAUGCGGAAGUUGUGCAUUUCUUCGUAAUUCACGUCGCGUCCUUUCAUUCAUCGGCCUGUUUUGUUCAGUAAUUAUAUUCACCAGUUGUAAAUAUUGAAUUUACCAAGAUGCCUUCAACAUUCGAGCUUUGUCCCGGACGGAUGAUCGGAGGAGACCACCCGUGUUUCAUCAUAGCUGAAAUUGGGCAGAACCAUCAGGGAGACAUUGAGAUUGCCAAGAAAAUGAUCAAAAUGGCAAAGGAUUGUGGCGCCGACUGCGCCAAAUUCCAGAAAAGCGAGCUCGAGUACAAAUUCAGCAAGCGAGCCUUGGAGCGUCCGUACGACUCCAAAAACUCCUGGGGAAAAACUUACGGCGAGCACAAGCGCCAUCUGGAGUUCAACCAUGACCAGUACAGAGAGCUGCAGAAAUAUGCUGCUGAGGUGGGGAUCUUCUUCACAGCUUCAGGGAUGGACGAGAUGGCAGUGGAGUUUCUCCAUGAACUCGAUGUGCCUUUUUUAAAAGUGGGAUCUGGAGACACCAACAACUUUCCCUAUUUGGAGAAAACAGCCAAGAAAGGUCGUCCCAUGGUGGUGUCCAGUGGGAUGCAGUCAAUGGAGACAAUGCGCCAAGUCUACAAGACGGUGAAGCAGCACAACGAAAACUUUGCUAUCCUUCAGUGCACCAGCGCCUACCCUCUGGAGCCUGAAAAUGUCAACCUCAGAGUGAUCACGGAGUACCAAAAGGAAUUUCCAGACAUUCCCAUUGGAUAUUCUGGCCACGAGUCUGGAACGUAUGUUUCUGUGGCAGCGGUGGCUCUGGGAGCAAAGGUCAUUGAGCGUCAUGUAACGCUGGACAAGACAUGGAAAGGAAGCGACCACGCAGCUUCACUGGUGCCUUCUGAACUGGCUGAACUGGUUCGUGCCAUUCGACUGGUGGAGAAGGCGAUGGGAAGCAACGUCAAGCAGAUGCUGCCAUGUGAGAAGCCGUGCCAUGACAAGUUGGGAAAGUCAGUGGUGGCCCAGGUGAAGAUUCCAAAAGGAACAGUCCUAACUCUGGACAUGUUGUCGGUGAAGGUGGCUGAGCCCAUGGGCGUCGCAGCCGAGGACAUCUUUCAGCUGGUUGGAAAGACGGUAACGGAGGACGUGGAGGAGGACGAAAGCGUCACUCCUGAGGUGGUGGACAGCUAUGGCAAAAAGAUUAAGUGCUGAGAUCGAGAGAUUUAAAAUGAUCAAGAGGUGCUUAUUUAGAAGUUAUUUACAGGUUUACUGCGGGGAUAAUUGGAAUGGAGUCCAGGAUCAAACAUGGGUUAUGGGGAUAAUUUACUUUGAUCAUGGUGACACUUCUCACAUGAAACAUU